Molecule: messenger RNA, 2222 nt
Organism: Oreochromis aureus
Lineage: Eukaryota; Metazoa; Chordata; Actinopteri; Cichliformes; Cichlidae
Gene: ccna1
Product: cyclin A1
Exons: 9
Coding region: 309-1499 (396 amino acids)
Biological process (GO): mitotic cell cycle phase transition; regulation of cyclin-dependent protein serine/threonine kinase activity
Cellular component (GO): cytoplasm; cyclin A2-CDK2 complex; nucleus
Molecular function (GO): cyclin-dependent protein serine/threonine kinase regulator activity
Source: RefSeq, a predicted model, not a curated record
CGGGAAAAUAUUGAGCGGAUAAAUCCAGUAACCCGUGUGACGUUGACCGUCGGCAGUUGCGUUCUGCCACGUGAUUGGACAGAGACUCGGGAGGAAACAGCUGAUUUUCGAGGCAAACUUAGCCGAAAGAAAGAAAGAAAAAACACGCUGCUACAUCCAGAAACCUGCUUCAAGUCACGUGAAGAGAGCCAGGGGACGCUGUUUGUACAGAUUAGCAACAACCAAGUCAGCGGCAGCUGUCAUUUGUCCGACUGGGUCGGUGGUGGUGACGCUGAAACGCUAAACUGCUAACUACACUGAUCCUGAUCAUGAUGAACUUUAGCAAAAAUCAUGGCAGUCGAGCCAGCAAAGAAAAUAUGGCACCUUCAGCCAGAGUAGAUACGCUGCAGAGGUCCAAACAGCGGACGGUGCUCGGUGUCUUGUCAGAAAAUGAACUGCGAGGUCGAUCCCACAGCCAGGGUGGCCAGUUUUCCAAACACAGCUCAACCUCAGAGAGCUCUCAACUCAACUGUCUGGGCUGCCCUUCCAGCUCCAGCUAUGACGUGUACGUCGAAGAAGCUUGCGAAGUUGUCCUUGCAGCUUCUGGCGAAGAAGUUGUCGGAUACCGUUAUUACCAAGAUGCGGAAACCAAUACCCUGCACAAUGAAGAUAUGGUAAUCAUGCUGGAGCUGAGUUCAAAUCCAUGCCGGGAUGCUUCUACAUCUUCUGAAUCAGAGGAGGUGUUUUGUCUGGAGUAUGCAGGAGAGAUUCACCAGCACCUGAGGAAUAAUGAGAUUAAAUUCAGGUCAUGGCCAAAGUAUUUAGAGAAACACCCAGAGAUCACGGAUGACAUGCGCGUCGUUCUGGUGGACUGGAUGGUUGAGGUGGUGCAGGAAUUCCAACUUCAAGCUGAAACUCUUCAUCUUGCUAUCAAUUACUUGGACCGAUUUCUCUCCCUCAUCGGAAAUGUGAAACGAGGCAAUCUGCAGCUGGUUGGCACGGCUGCCUUAGUGAUUGCUGCAAAAUAUGAGGAGAAGUCACCUCCUAAACUCGACCAAUUUGUGUACAUCACAGACAACACCUACACUAAGACACAGCUGCUCCAGAUGGAGCAAGCAUUUCUAAGUGUGCUGGGCUUCAACUUGGCGGCACCCACCAUAAACUCGUUCCUUCAGCUUUUCAUGGCCAUCCAGUCUGUCUGUGCCAACACCAAAAACCUGGCUCUGUAUGUGGCGGAGUUAAGCCUGCUGGAAAUAGAUCCAUUUCUACAGUACAGCCCAUCUAUGGUUGCUGCUGCAGCCUACUGCCUAGCUACCUACACUAUAAACAAGUCUUUAUGGCCUGAUUCUUUAGUGGCUUUUAGCGGAUACACGAUGGCUGAAAUUUCUGCCUGCCUGAUUGACCUGUACAAGCUAUACGCCAGCGCAGAGAGUCGCCCACUACAGGCCAUCAGAGAAAAGUACAAAAGUUCAAAGUACUGUGGCGUGUCAUGGAUCACUCCCCCUGCUCUUUUGUUUUGACUCACUGCUUCACCCAUCUGAUUCUGAUAAACACAAUGAAAUGAAGAACAAAACAAACAAGCAAGCAAAGUGACAUUUGCUGCCAAGGCUAUUCAAACAAGCCCAUCUGGACAUUUUAUUAUUAUUUUUUUUAAAUUUAUGCAGAUGAAAAGAACCUGUCCAGAUGUUCCAGAUAUCUGCAAUACACUGCUUUUAGUAAUAAGCUGUGUCUGAUAUUUUUUGAGUUGUUUUGCAUGAAAAUGUCUGUUUUCUGGUAAGAUGCCACCUCUUACCUCUUAGAAAUCCUGUUUCCAUAGAAGUGGUUACCUCAGAUGAUUUCCUGCAUCACUACACAGCCAUCGUCUUUUCAUCCACAAUAUUUGCUUUUUACAUUUGUAUAUAUUUGCAGUGUGUGCUUUUUAAACUUUUAUUAACAUUUUUUUUCUACAGCACUUGUACAUGUGCAAUACAUACACAAAACGCAAGAUUUACUUUAAAAAAAACGAUAGCAUUAGAAACGUUAGAAAACGAUUUGCAUUAAAACAAACCGCCUUUUAAGCCUGAACUAAGGCACCAUUCUGCACAGUGAAUGUAAAUAUAAAAGUGAACUAAAAGUCACUUUUUAUAUGUACAUGGUGGCAAUGGAAAAGGUUUUGGAAGGUAGUAUUUAGUAGUAUUGUGCUAGAAUUAUGUAUUAUGACUGAUUCAAAAAUGUUUUUGACGAUAUGAACUUUUCAAUAAAAG